AUGGAUUCCAUAACUCACUUCGAUAGACAAAUAAUUCCAGAGCGAGUAGUACAUGGGAAAGGUUCUGGAGCAUUCGGAUAUUUUGAAGUAACGAAUGACGUCAGCAAAUAUACCAAAGCAGAUUUCCUUAACGAAGUUGGUAAGAAAACUCCGGUUGCUGUUAGAUUUUCGCUUGCUGGUGGUGAGCGAGGUAGCAGUGAUGGCACCCCAGGUGGUCUACGAGGAUUCGCUGUAAAAUUCUACACGAAAGAAGGAAAUUUCGAUAUACUUGGCUUAAACACGCCAAUGUUUGCUCUUAAAGAUCCUAUACUAUUUCCCAAUUUUAUUCAUGCUCUUGGAAGAAAUCCAGCAACUAAUGUUCCUGAUCCAAAUAUGCUUUGGGACUUUUUAACACGCUAUCCCACGACUUUGAACAUGUUUUUACGGUUGUUUGGUAAUGCUGGUACGCCAAGAGGCUAUCGCUAUAUGCCUGGAUAUGCUAUACAUACGUAUCAAGUGCAAAAUAAGAAUGGCGAUAUAUACUUUGUUAGAUUUCACUUCAUGCCAGAAGAUGGUAAAGAAAGUAUAACUCCUGAGGAGGCUUCGCAAUUAGAUCCUGACUCAUUUACCAGAGAUUUAUAUGAAGCGAUUGCUUGUGGAAAACGUGUUGCUUGGAACUUUGGUAUACAAGUCUUAACAAAAGAACGAGCUUUAAAUGCGAAGAUCGACGUCUUUGACACAACUUUAGAGCUCCCAUUUAAAGAAUACCCCAUAACGCCUGUAGGCAAAUUAGUUCUCAAUAGGAAUCCUCUAAAUUUCUUCGCUGAAGUAGAACAACUAGCUUUCUGUCCAUGUAACUUAGUACCUGGAAUAGAAGGAGCACCAGAUAAAUUAUUCGAAGGACGUAUGUUUUCUUACAGAGACACUCAGAACUAUCGUUUAGGAAUAAACUAUAAUAAUAUUAAAGUGAAUUGUCCGUUUGAAACUGUAGCACGUACCUACAAUAGAGAUGGUGUCCCACCAGUUGAUUAUAAUGGAAAAGAUUCGCCUAAUUACUAUGAAAACUCUUUCAAUGGUCCAGUUGCGUACAACGAUGUUAAGAGAUCAAAAUUAGUAAAAAUAAAACAAGGAAAAGCUAAUAAUUUUGAACAAAUAGCUAAAUCAUAUUUAGAUAUGGAUGAAGAUGAAAAAGAUGUUGUAAUCACCAAUAUAGUUAAUAGUUUAGGCCCUGCUAUAGAUUCCUUGCGCGAUAAAGCUGUCAAAAUAUUUACAGAAAUUGAGAAAGACCUUGGAAACAGAAUUAAGAAAGGUUUAGAAGGAUUCAGUAGAGAAGCAGUUUGUAAUAUGACAUUGGAUAGUUCGUCAUGA
This is a messenger RNA of Colias croceus (clouded yellow), 1347 nucleotides long. RefSeq names its product catalase-like. The record is from RefSeq and is a predicted model, not a curated record. Gene Ontology annotation, cellular component: cytoplasm; peroxisome; mitochondrion. Gene Ontology annotation, molecular function: heme binding; catalase activity. Bases 1 to 1347 code for a protein of 448 amino acids. Lineage: Eukaryota; Metazoa; Arthropoda; Insecta; Lepidoptera; Pieridae. Gene Ontology annotation, biological process: hydrogen peroxide catabolic process; response to hydrogen peroxide. The transcript has a single exon.